CUUGCUCCUGCUGUUGCUGCUGUCGUUGCGGAGUUUUAAUUGGCUUUCGUAUACGAACGAAUGGAAGUCGAUACUCUAUGCGUACAUUUUCUUUUUUUUUUUUUUUUUUUCUCCAGUUUUGAGUGGUGAAAAGUGGCAUCUUUGGUGGCUGUGACGUUAAAGUGCUUUUGCACGUGUAAAGGAUCGAAAGGUGCUCCUUUGAAAGGAUCAUUAUCAAUAUAGAUCGAAGAGCCACGAAUUGUCCGAUGAUCGAGCGAGGGUGUCGACAGCAGCAAGGGUGAACAUUGGCCAAUCCUUCCCCUUUGUAUACGGAGCACGGGGGUAGAUGACCAUGGCGACCUGCAGGCAGCCUCGAGCUGCGUCUCACCACCACCACCACCACCACCUGCAGGUACUUUCGGGGGUGCAACAACAGGCUUAUCAUCAGCCGGACUUUGCAAUGGUGAGCAAUGGCCUGUCUUCGUCGAGGCAGAGCUUACAGCACCUUCGGUAUUCGCCGCAGAUCCUCGAUAUGGUCUACUUUGCCUUAGCCGAUCAGAAUCAGCAUCGACAGGCGGAACAGAGCAAACUAGUAUCGGGGCUGUGGAACAGCGCUUUUCCGGGAAAAGGCCUCACGGAGAGCAUCAACGAUGUCGCCGACUACUUUAGCAAUCUAAACUUAAUCGACAAAAAACAUAACAAAAAACCUCCGACCGAUUACAUGUGCCACGUGUGUUUUAGCACACAACACUACAUUAAGGACUGUCCGAAGAAAUUGUUUCAGGCCCGUCCGAAGGGUGAUGGAAAAACGCCGUACCAAGGCAAGAAGCGUUGCUUUGGUGAAUACAAAUGCCCGAAAUGCAAGCGCAAAUGGAUGUCGGGAAACAGUUGGGCCAACAUGGGCCAGGAGUGCAUAAAGUGCCGCAUCAAUGUUUACCCGAACAAACAACGGCCCCUGGAAAAACCGGAUGGCCUAGAUGUGUCGGACCAGAGCAAAGUACAUCCGCAGCAUCUUUGCGAGAAAUGCAAGAAACUUGGCCAUUACUGCAGACGCGAACAGUGA
Messenger RNA from Copidosoma floridanum, 1042 nucleotides. Its product is annotated as zinc finger CCHC domain-containing protein 24. The record is from RefSeq and is a predicted model, not a curated record. Lineage: Eukaryota; Metazoa; Arthropoda; Insecta; Hymenoptera; Encyrtidae.